AUGGCCUCGGGCACCGGAGACAGAGACCCAACGCUGAAGAGGUGCCUCGGUGUGCUCAGAGACGCGAGAAACGACAGCGAGCAGUUCGCAGCCCUGCUGCUGGUGACCAAAGCGGUCAGAGCCGGAGAAGUAGAUGCUAAGACCCGUCGCCAGAUCUUUGACGCAAUUGGAUUCACGUUUCCAAAUCGCCUGCUUGCCUCCAGGCAGCCCCCGGCGGGCUGCCCCGAGCACACCUUCCAGGCACUGGGCCUUACUCUGUUGGCAUGUUUCUGCACCGAUCCAGAGUUAGCUGGUCACUCCCAGAUCCUGAACAAAAUCCCAACCUUCAAUGACAUCCUGGUUUCCCCCAGCAAUCCAGACAGCAGGUCCAUGAUCGAUGACGUGUACCAGUGCCUGAGUGCUGUCAUGGCCACUACCAGGGGGCCCAGAGAGUUGGUGACCAAAGGGACAGUGUCUGCUCUGUGCCAAGCCUAUGUGAACUGCAGUUAUGGCUCUGACCGUGCCUUGGCGCUGCUCUUGGGACUACUGGCCGUGGCAGAGGCGAAGUGCUGGCAGAGAGAUGCUCCGCACCUCCUGGCUGUGCUGAACAAGCUCUCCAAUGAUUUUCUCAAGACUGAAGACAUGACCAAAUUUGAGCUGUGUGAGGUUGUGCCUCACUUCAUCCCCCUGUCUCGACCGCUCACGCAGGACUCACAGGGCGCUGAGUGCCUCCAUAGACUUUACAAAGGGCUGGCUAACAUCUUGGGCAGUAAACUCAGCCAGUCACAGCGGGAUCCUGCUCUGAAGCUUGCUGCCUGCCUCGUGCAGGCCUGUGGGUCAGAGUGGAUCCCAGCAGGGAGUGCUGGAAGCAAGUUCCUGGCCUUGCUGGUGAACUUGGCUUGUGUGGAGGUCCGCCUGACCCUGGAGGAGCCAGAUCCCUUGGAGGUGGAGGGGAAAAAAGAGGUGAUAAUAGCCUGCUAUGUCCUUAUUGAGAUGGGGAUCCAGGAGUGCCUGAGAGAAGAGAAACCACUGCUAGAAGAGGUGCAGAAAAUGCAGCUCAUGAGGAUCAUGGAGGAGGCAUUUGGAGCUGUAAUAUUCUAUUUGAGACAGGUUAAACAGGAGGAGCUACAAGAUCCUUUCGUAUUUGCUUCUGUUCGAAUCCUUGGAGCCUGGAUGGCAGAAGAGACAUCCUCCCUCAAGCAGGAAAUCUGUGAGCUAUUGCCUUUCCUUGUUCAUUAUGCCAAGAAGCUUUUCAAAGAGGGCAGCACAGCUGCGAGUCUUCCCCAGCCAGAGCUGAUCAGCAGCAAGGGCUCUGGCUUACCCCAGGAUGCUCUGAGAUUUCUGCUACCUGGCUUUUGCCAUUUAACAGCAGAAGACAGGCCCCGGGACAUCCUCAUCUCAGAAGGGGCACCAGCACUGCUGUGCGAGUACUUCCUGCAUCAGUGGGAGGUGCUGACCUCUGAGCCCGAGUCCCUGACUCCACUAACAAACACUGAAAUGAGUCUACAGACUGCGUGUGGGAUUUUCCUUAACCUGGUUGUGACUGCACCGGGUCUCAUCAGGCGAGACAAAACCUUUUCCUCCUUGCUGGACAUGUUGCUGAAGUCUCUUCCACUUCUGCUGCCCCAGAAAGAUCACCUGGUGCUAGCAGCGAACAUUGCCACUCUGGGCCUGAUGAUGGAAAAACAGCAGGUAAGAAGAGUUCCCAUUGUUCUUCAGGGGACCCAGUCUGCCAAGGAAUUUUUUGAAGCCGCCAUCCGCUUCCUGUCACAGGCCCACAGCGCCCAAGCAGACCCCGGCAGUGACUGCUUGGCCGUGGCCGUGUCGCCUGCCUACGCAAGUGCCUGGGCUGAUGUCUGUGAGCUCUGGUUCCUGGGGAUGCAGGCCUUGGCUGGCUGCGUGCCACUUUUUCCCUGGCUGCCGCAAGCCGUCCUCCAAACGCAGUGGCUGGAAGGCCUCUCGGAGUUGCUGACCCGCGUCGCUCCAGCCUCGGUGGACUUUGAACUCAUUGCUGCUUUCCAGGGUGUGUUGGUAGAGCUGGCCAGAGCCAGCAAGCCGUGCAGGGAUGUGAUCCUGUCGCACCACGGCGGGGAGUGGGCCAACCUUUAUGGUAUGGCAGCUUUGGAACAGUGUCUGUCUGAGCAAUGA
Molecule: messenger RNA, 2127 nt
Organism: Phaethon lepturus (White-tailed tropicbird)
Lineage: Eukaryota; Metazoa; Chordata; Aves; Phaethontiformes; Phaethontidae
Gene: NCDN
Product: neurochondrin
Exons: 6
Coding region: 1-2127 (708 amino acids)
Biological process (GO): neuron projection development; regulation of neuronal synaptic plasticity
Cellular component (GO): dendrite
Source: RefSeq, a predicted model, not a curated record